Messenger RNA from Oncorhynchus mykiss (rainbow trout), 924 nucleotides. The record is from RefSeq and is a predicted model, not a curated record. NCBI's taxonomy places the organism in Eukaryota, Metazoa, Chordata, Actinopteri, Salmoniformes, Salmonidae.
AUGUCUGUCUCCAGGGACAGCAGUAAUAGACAUGUUAUCUGUCUCCAGGUGGCGCUGAAGUUUGUGGACCAGAGGAAGAUAAAGAUGUGGGCUAAAAUGUCGGAGAGUAAAGAUGUGUUGCCAUUGGAGAUCGCUUUGCUGCAGCAGGUGUGUCGCUUGCCCAGGAGUAGAGGCGUGGCCCAACUCCUUGACUACUAUUGGAUGCCAGGGCCAGAGGGGGCAGGCAUAUAUCUGCUGGUUCUAGAGCGUCCAAUCCCCUGCUUGGAUCUCUUUAAUUAUAUGCAGGAGGGGAGUGGCUACUUGGAGGAGGGGAUGGCACGUCAUGUGAUGCAGCAGGUGGUGUCUGCUCUGCUCCACUGCCACUCCAGGGGCGUGGUCCACAGAGACCUGAAACCUGAGAACAUCCUGGUUGAACUGACCAAUCACAACGUCCUGCUGCUCGACUUCGGCUCCGCCUCAGUACUCAAGGAGGGAGAAUACACCGAUGUGGCAGGUGAGACAAACUUGCAUGCACCUAAAACGCACGCACGCAAGCACACACGUACACCUGAGUAUCUUCCUCCAGAGACAGUACUGAGAGGGGAGUACUUUGCUGUUCCGGCCACCGUGUGGUCGCUAGGAAUACUGCUUUUCCAGGUACAUUACUACAAAUUACGGUACCUCCUACGUGUCUACGGUAUCUCCUACGUGUCUACGGUACCUCCUACGUGUGUCUACGGUACCUCCUACGUGUGUCUACGGUACCUCCUACGUGUGUACGGUACCUCCUACGUGUGUCUACGGUACCUCCUACGUGUGUCUACGGUACCUCCUACGUGUGUACGGUACCUCCUACGUGUCUACGGUACCUCCUACGUGUCUACGGUACCUCCUACGUGUCUACGGUACCUCUACGUGUCUACGGUACCUCCUAUGUGUGUUUAA